AUGUCGAAUGCAUCAUCAUCCACUCAUGUUUAUGAAGAAAUCAACUCUUCAUCAUCAUCCAUGCAAGAGACUUUCGUCUCUCACAAUUCCACUGGUGCUGUCUCCACCACCAUCCAUGGAGGAGAUAUAGUUGAGCCUGAUCCUUCUACUCGUAAUGUGAUGGAGCUCCGAAAUAUGGAUGAUGAUACAUAUUUGGUGCCUUCAGCAGAUCUUCCUAUUGCCGGUCAAUCAUCUGAUAUACAACAGCAAAUGAUAGAAUUGAAGAAGCUCGUACGAGUGCAAUCGGAUGCAGCAAAAGCGGCAACAGAAGCAGCAAAAGCGGCAACAGAAGCUAUGAAGGUGGCCAUGGAGGCGGAAAUAAACUUGAAUAUUGGUAAAUAUGGUGCAUUUUGUAAUAGUGAUAGUGAUUGUGAUCGACAUCAAAAAUGUUCAAGUAAACUUUGUCUUUGUAAUCCAGAUGAAAGACGUUUUUGGACAGGAACAACUUGUGCUAUAUGUGCAAGAGAAUAUACUGUAAUAAAAGAUAGAUGUUAUAAAUAUUUUAAUGAAUUAAAAACAUGGGAAGCAUCUAGAAUUCAUUGUCGUGCUCAAUAUGCUGAUUUAUUUACAUGCCGUGAUAAUCAUGAUGAACAAUUUAUUAGACCUGUUAUAUUUAAUUAG
Rotaria sp. Silwood2 is the source of this 660-nucleotide messenger RNA. The record is from the annotation of a GenBank genome assembly. NCBI's taxonomy places the organism in Eukaryota, Metazoa, Rotifera, Eurotatoria, Philodinida, Philodinidae.